AUGUUUAGUGAAGAAGAGUUAACAUUGCCUAAAAUUACAACUUAUUCAACCCUGGAAAUUGAAAAAUUAAUUAAAUUAUUCAAUACUAAAAAUAUAUGUGUAGGUGGUCUAAACGCGUUGAAUUAUCCAGAAUUUCGCAGUAAAAAACAUGACAGUUUAACAAAAAAUAGAACAAAAAGAUUAGGCGGCACAUUAACUCCAAAUCGUGCAAAAACAUUGUACAAAAAUAAAGUAGCAAAAAUUCAAAAUAAAUUAGUUGUUUUGCUAAAUGAAAUGGAAAAGUUUUCAGAAAAUUCUGUUGUUGACAUUUUAAAAAACAAUAAUGUUAAUGAAUCACAACAAAUUUUAAUCAGAGAAAUUUUUAACAGUAGUAAGGUAAAACCAAAUAAUAGAAGGUACUCAGAGAACUGGAUAUUACUUUGUAUUUUAUUUCACAUCAGGUCUUUGUCCACAUACAAGUUUCUAAGAGAACAAGGUAUUUUGCCUUUACCUCGCUCUCGAACAAUUCGUGAAUAUUUAACUAUGGUUAAAUCAGAUUGUGGCUUUGAUGACAAAUUUUUUAAAUUGUUUAAGACCAAAAUAAGUUUUUUAAAAGAUACCAAAAAACACGGAGUACUGCUUUUUGAUGAGAUAUUUUUACGUGAGAGUAUAAAUGUUGACACUAAAACAUUGUCUUAUACUGGUUUGGAAGAUUAUGGUAAAGAUAAUUCUUCCUUAAAUUCUGGUCAAAAAGCUGAUCACGGACUAGUACUGAUGUUCCAAAGUUUGGGUUCUAAUAAUACUCAGCCAAUUGCAGUAUUUGCAUCAAAAAGAUCAGUCAAAGGUGACUAAAAUAAAAUAAACCUUUAAAAAUUCACAGUAAUAAAAAUCAUUAAAAUAUUUUAGGAAUUGUAUUCACUCAGUUGGUUGUUAAAGCAAUAGCCCUUCUUGAAAAUGCUGGAGCAAAGAUAGAUGGUGU
Messenger RNA from Metopolophium dirhodum (rose-grain aphid), 958 nucleotides. RefSeq lists its product as uncharacterized. The transcript has 4 exons. Bases 1 to 831 code for a protein of 276 amino acids. NCBI's taxonomy places the organism in Eukaryota, Metazoa, Arthropoda, Insecta, Hemiptera, Aphididae. The record is from RefSeq and is a predicted model, not a curated record.